This is a messenger RNA of Cricetulus griseus (Chinese hamster), 1443 nucleotides long. NCBI's taxonomy places the organism in Eukaryota, Metazoa, Chordata, Mammalia, Rodentia, Cricetidae. The record is from RefSeq and is a predicted model, not a curated record.
AUGAGCAUCCGGACCCCACCCACACUGGAGGAGCUGGCAAGGAAUGUGCUGCUGAGAAAUGAGACCUUAGCCAUAUCUGCUUUGGAGGACCUGCCCAUGAUGCUCUUCCCAGCACUGUUCAAGGAGGCCUUCAGUGGCAGACACACUAAGAUUGUGAAGGCUAUGGUGGCAGCCUGGCCUUUCCCCUGCCUUCCUCUGGGGACCCUGAUGAACAACACCUUCAACCUGGAGGUCUUCCAGGCUGUGCUGGAUGGACUGGAUGUCCUGCUGAUACAGCAGGUUUGCUCCAAGAGGGGGAAACUUCAAGUACUCGAUUUUCGGCAGGUGCACCAUGAGUUCUGGUCCAUACAGGCUGGAACAAGAGAUGGGGACUGCUCAGCAGAGACUGUGAGUGAGAAACAAGUAGUGCAGGUCCUUCCCAGAGAUGAGCUGAGGGGGAAACUGAAGGUGGUUGCUGACCUCUACUUCAGGUUCCAACUGGAUGAAGAAGAAAUGUACUUGUUGCACUGGGCCCAGCAGAGAAAAGACUUCCUACAGCUCUGCUGUGUGAACAUGAAGAUUGUCUUAUUGUCCCUAGAUAAUGUCAGGAUGGUUCUGACAGUUUUCGAGCCAGAGCACAUGGAGGUUCUGGAACUCACUGUAGAUUGGAAUUGGUGCACUCUGGCACGAUUUUCUCCCUGCCUCACCCAGAUGAGAAAUCUUCACACACUUUCCCUAGUGUGGAUUCACAAGAAUGGAUUUGGGGUUGUGUAUAUACCAGGUUUAGAGAAGUUUAUCCAAAAGUUCAUUGCUCAGUUCUCCAGACUCGGUAGUCUCCAGCAUCUCUAUCUGAAUGGCUUCUGUUUUCUCAGUGACCACAUGAAACUCUUGCUUAGAAACCUGAAGACCACCUUGGAAACCUUCUCUGUCACUCACUCCCACUUUUUACAGUCACAUUUACAUCACUUCUCCCAGUGUCAGCAACUCCAUCAACUAAAACAUCUGGACAUGAGUGGUGUCCCAAUGUCCCAUUUAUUUAUGAUGCCACUCAGGGUUCUCCUAGAGAAUGUUUCAGACACUCUUGAGACCCUGGAAUUGCAGGGGUGUGAGAUAAAGGACUCUCAGCUCAAUGUCCUCCUACCUGCCCUCAGCCAAUGCUCCCAGCUCACCAAGGUUAAUUUCUACACCAAUGACUUCUCCAUGAAUGUCUUGAGUGACCUUCUCCUCCACACAGCCAACUUGAGCAAGAUGACCAUGGAGCAGUACCCUGCCCCGCUGGAGUGCUAUGAUGAUUUGGGUUAUGUCUCCAUAGAGAGAUUUGUACAACUUUGCCUUCUGCUCAUGGAUACACUCAGGGCCAUAAGGCAACCCAAGAUGAUCUCCUUUGCUACAGAUGUUUGCAGCAGAUGUUUUAAGCGCUGUGUGUAUGACCAGGAGAUCAGACUUUGUCCUUGCUUGCAGUAA